UUUCUAUGCCGUUUCUUUUCCUCUUUCCCCUCCCGAGUCCCCACCCCCGUGUCGCGCGGGAGGAAGACGUCGAAACUGCGCUGCAGCUGAAUGGGAGGCGGGCAGGAAGAGAAGCUCGGAAGAGUCCCGAUGAAGUGUUUUUGUUGGAACAAUAAUUGAGAUCACUGACUUGAUUUCUAAACAUUGAUAUUGCUAAUUCAGAAUUUGAAGUGGAUCAAGAACAAAAAUGAAGAGUGGAGUGGCACAGUCUGGUUCUAGUUAUGAAAGAAAGGAAACUUACAGUCCUCGGCAGAGGAGUUCCUCUCCAGAAGACAGGUACAGAGAUCAUGGGAGGUCUUGGUCACCACCAGGCAAAGGUUCCUUGGAUCAUAGCAGACCUGACCGGGAACGUUCAGAAAGGGGGCGUUAUGCUGAUAAAUACUCAGAAUCAAGAGGGAGAGAGAAACAGGACAGAGAGAGAGAGUCUGACCGGAGAAAGCACAGAAAAUCCUCUUCACCUGACAGAAAAAAUGCAGCAGAGCGCUCACCAUUACAAAGCUCGCUUUCCCAUGAAGAACCCCCUCCAAAGAAGAAGAAAGAGGAUCUGGAUCCAAUUCUUACCCGCACAGGGGGUGCAUACAUUCCUCCAGCGAAGCUUAGGAUGAUGCAAGCACAAAUCACUGAUAAAAAUAGUUUAGCAUAUCAAAGGAUGAGUUGGGAAGCACUGAAGAAAUCCAUCAAUGGUCUCAUUAACAAAGUGAAUGUUUCAAACAUUGAGAAUAUCAUCCAUGAGCUCCUUCAAGAAAAUAUUGUCAGAGGAAGAGGAUUGCUGUCCAGAUCAAUUUUGCAAGCCCAGAGUGCUUCACCAAUCUUCACUCAUGUUUAUGCAGCAGUUGUAGCAAUCAUCAAUUCAAAGUUUCCGAAUAUUGGAGAACUGAUUCUCAAGAGACUCAUUUUAAACUUUCGAAAAGGAUACCGAAGAAAUGAUAAGCAACUUUGCCUGACAGCUUCCAAGUUCGUUGCACAUCUUAUGAAUCAGAAUGUGGCUCAUGAAGUUUUAUGUUUGGAAAUGCUCACGUUGCUUCUGGAAAGGCCUACAGAUGACAGUAUUGAAGUAGCGAUUGGGUUUCUAAAGGAAUGUGGGCUCAAGCUGACAGAAGUGUCUCCUAGAGGUGUUAAUGCCAUCUUUGAUCGCCUUCGUCACGUUCUGCAUGAAUCUGAAACUGACAAGCGGGUUCAGUAUAUGAUAGAAGUCAUGUUUGCUGUGCGUAAAGAUGGAUUCAAAGAUCACCCAAUCAUUCUAGAUGGACUGGAUCUUGUGGAGGAGGAGGAUCAGUUUACCCACAUGCUGCCUUUGGAAGAUGAUUAUAAUCCAGAAGAUGUUCUUAAUGUUUUCAAAAUGGAUCCUGAUUUUGUGGAGAAUGAAGAGAAGUACAGUGCUCUGAAAAAAGAAAUCCUUGAUGAAGGUGACAGUGACUCAGAAACUGGUCAAGAUGCUGGAAGCAGCGAGGAAGAGGAGGAAGAGGAAGAAGAGGAUGAAGAAGGACAAAAAGUGACCAUCCAUGAUAAAACAGAAGUUAACUUGGUCUCCUUUCGGCGAACCAUUUAUCUUGCAAUUCAGUCAAGUUUAGACUUUGAAGAAUGUGCUCACAAAUUGCUGAAGAUGGACUUUCCUGAAAGUCAAACGAAAGAACUGUGCAACAUGAUUCUGGACUGUUGUGCUCAGCAGAGAACAUAUGAGAAAUUCUUUGGUUUAUUGGCAGGGCGCUUCUGUAUGUUAAAAAAAGAAUACAUGGAAUCAUUUGAAGCCAUUUUCAAAGAGCAAUAUGAUACUAUACACCGAUUGGAAACAAACAAGCUGAGGAAUGUUGCCAAGAUGUUUGCACACCUUUUGUACACAGAUUCUCUUCCAUGGAGUGUCCUUGAGUGCAUAACACUGAGUGAAGAAACCACAACAUCGUCCAGUAGGAUUUUUGUUAAAAUAUUCUUCCAGGAGCUUAGUGAAUAUAUGGGACUUCCUAACCUUAAUGCAAGAUUGAAGGAUGAAACACUGCAACCAUUCUUUGAAGGAUUGUUACCACGAGAUAACCCAAGAAAUACUAGAUUUGCAAUCAAUUUCUUCACUUCUAUUGGUCUUGGAGGGCUGACGGAUGAGCUACGUGAACAUCUGAAAAAUGCACCAAAAAUGAUCAUGACCCAGAAGCAAGAUGUGGAAUCAUCAGAUUCAUCUUCAUCUUCGGAAUCUAAUUCAUCUGGAUCAGAUGAGGCCAGAAGCAGCAGCAGCGGUAGCUCAGGGUCCUCCAGUGAGAACGAAUCAUCUUCUGACAGUGAGCACACCACUGAUUCGGAUGUGAAAAGGAGGAAGAAAAAAACAGCAGAAAAAAGUACAAAAAGAAAAGGAAGUAAAAAGAAACAGCUUGGAAAAAAAGAGGAAAGGCGGCAGCCUGAGAAGGAAAAUGGUGCUGAGCGAAACUCUGAAAGGAAUGCUGACAGAAAGUCAAGAGACCCAAGCAGGAGAGAUGAUGCAUCAAAGAAACCCUCCUAUGACAGAGAUUUUUCCAGUGACAGAAACAACUACUGGAGUGGAAAGGACAGGGAUCAGGAGAGAAGUGUGCCUUUUGAAAGCAAAAGCAGUCAUUCUAAAAACAAAAGAACAGAGAGAAGAAAUUCUUCUUCUGAUAAUGAAGGAAAGGACAGGCACCGGACUAAAGAUGGUGAACUCCACAGAAAAAGAAAGGACAGGUCAAAAUCCAGAGAGAGACUUCAUAACCAUCCCAGUCCCAGGAAAAAUGAGGAACCCAGCCGAUACGUCGACCAAUUUAAAGAAUCAAAGAAAGAUGAAGGCAGGCGAAGGCACAGGGAAGAUUCUCCAUAUAGGCGCAAAGGACGCUAGUAGACAGAUUUUGUUGUACUAAUGCUUUUUCCCUUGUGGUGAAAACUAUAUUUUUACAACCUUUUGAACAAAUUUUAACAGGACCUUUUGUACAAAAUUCUUAUUUGUAAACUUGAUUGAGACUUUUAAGGUUUUCAGUACCACAUUUUUAUGAUUGCUGUUGAAUCCUACUAAGCUGCUGCUUAGAUGGGUUUUGAAUCCAAGAGAAAAAUGCUUUUAUUUUGUCAAAACAUUUUGCAUUUUGAAAAGUUUUGGAGCUUUGCAAACACUUUUGUAAAUAUUCUCUAUAAAGUGUUUGACAUUCCUUGGAUUUUCUGUGUUUGAUAAGUCUCGGAACAGUUAUAUUUCAGUGCAGAUGUUAAAAGGUUUCAUUCACUUCAUAAAUUACAGAAAUAUAAAUAUGAAUUUUGAAGCAAAAACUGCAUUGAUGGUAAACUAUAUUUUGAGCAGAAAAAGACAAAAGAACUCAUAAUGGUCAUAACUGAUUACAUUAAAUAAUCUCCAAUUUCUAGUUAUGUUGAAGUUUGGAGUCGUAGGUUGUUGAAGUGUGAAGCUCAUUUUCUUCAAACUUGGAGAAAUAAGCAUGAACUGCUAAGUUAAUGGAUCAAGCUGUGCUUUUUGUUGAAAGCAGUUGUGAAUUGACACCAACAAUAAACUGGCCCAUGCAGUUGAUAAAACUUCUAUUCUUCUUCAGAGUUUAAAAUCCUGCAGCUCAGUGAUUGUAAAUACCAGCACUACCUUCUAGCUGAGACAAUAACUUCAAUAAUGCUGUUGUAAAAAGCUUGCUGUACAUUUUUAAAUGGUGGUAAUGGAUCAAGAUUGGAUAAAUGCAACCUAGCUUGAAUAGGGACUGAAGUAACCAAAGAUGACUGGAUAUUUAACUCUGUGGCUAGCUGACAGGGGGGAACGUGAGUUGGCAAACAACCUGUAUGAGAAUGGCAGAGGCCUUUCUCUAGUAUUGCCUCACUCCUGCAGAAAAAGGUAUUUAGAGCUAUAAAUGAGAAUGGGCUGCCGUUCAUCAAUCAGGGCUUAAUCGUUAUCAGUCCUUUCUCUCUUUAAGAUCACAAACCCCAUCUUUUGUAUCUUUUGGGUUUAAUAAUGGGUUAGGUGAAUACUUCAGUUGUUGCUUCAAAAUUGGAUUAACAAUGCUUGAAAGUAAUAAAAACUACUUGUUGGCAUAUAAAUAGUGGUAUUACUCCAUAAUCUCUUUGAAUAAUUGACUGUUCUGUUGAAUCACAUAUCUGCAACCUGGGCUGCGCAGUUGCUUUGGCUGACCAACACUGGGGAUGGCACAGAGUGAAGCCACCUUGGAAACAGGGCUUUGCAAAGACUGGCUGAUUUGUGUGGAAUACAAAAGUGAAUUUGUCCAAAAUAAUCUGUUUUCCACAACUCAUGUUCUUUUGUUCUCCAAUUUUUAGAUUUGUUUGUUCCCUACUUUUAAAAAUAAAGCCUCGUGUACUUUUUAUGAAA
Molecule: messenger RNA, 4342 nt
Organism: Hemicordylus capensis (graceful crag lizard)
Lineage: Eukaryota; Metazoa; Chordata; Lepidosauria; Squamata; Cordylidae
Gene: CWC22
Product: CWC22 spliceosome associated protein homolog
Exons: 20
Coding region: 227-2872 (881 amino acids)
Biological process (GO): mRNA splicing, via spliceosome
Cellular component (GO): catalytic step 2 spliceosome
Molecular function (GO): RNA binding; protein binding
Source: RefSeq, a predicted model, not a curated record